Molecule: messenger RNA, 7148 nt
Organism: Chlamydomonas reinhardtii
Lineage: Eukaryota; Viridiplantae; Chlorophyta; Chlorophyceae; Chlamydomonadales; Chlamydomonadaceae
Exons: 5
Coding region: 56-5878 (1940 amino acids)
Biological process (GO): intracellular calcium ion homeostasis; calcium ion transmembrane transport
Molecular function (GO): calcium channel activity
Source: RefSeq, a predicted model, not a curated record
AACCCGUGUUGUCGGCGUAUGUUUGCGGCUAUGAUGAACAUUUAGCAUUCUGUAAAUGGCGGCUGGGCCUUCAGCAGGCGUAGUUUCGCUGCUGCUCGGCGCAGGCCUCCUGCUGCUCUCCAGCUGCGCCGGCAAAUAUGUGCUGGGAAAUGCACUUGGACAGCCAUGGUGUGAAGCGUUUACAGCGGCGGCGCUGCUGUUCAUCCUGCGUUGUGGAGGCCAGCGGAGCUCCGGCGGGACCUGCAACAUCUCUUCCUCCGCUGGGCCCUCUUCGUCCGAGGUUCUGCUUGGCACGGCGCUGGGCUGCCUGCUGGGCGGGGUCAGUGCGUACACGGGCGCCUGGACCACGCUGCUGGCGCUGGUGGCUGCGGCGGCAGUGCUCAUUCAUGCGCCGCCCUGCCCCCAGCGCUCAGCAGCCGCCCCCAUAAGCCCCGGCCGCAGCCCCAAGGGCGGUGCGGGCACCCCCAAAGGUGGCCACUCAGCGUCCUCCGCUGCUGUUUCCUCCGAUGCCUUACCCCCCGGCUGCGGCUCCGUGCCCAGUCUGGGUUUCUGGCAGCUGCUGCUGGCCGCGCUGUUCUUCACUGCACGAGCCGCCACUGCAUCGGGAGCCGGGCUGGCGGGCUGCGCGGCGGCGGCCGCCAGCCACCUGGUGGCGCUGGUGGCGGCGGCGGAGCUGCUGGUGGCGCUGGCGCCGCCUGGCAGGACCAGCCCCACCGCUGGGAGCACAGGCAGUGGCGGCGCCGCUGCGGAGUUGGGUGGCGCCGUGGGCUCGGUGGCGGGGACGCCACGGCUGCACCGAAGCAGCUCGGGCGCGACCAGCCCCGUGUUCGGGGGCACGGUGCAGGCACACUUGAAGGAGCUGGGGCCGGGGCUGGCCUCGCCCUAUUACUCCCUGAAGCGCAGUGCCAGCACCGGCGCCGCCUUCAUGCUGGCAGGGGCGGGGGGGCAGCCAUCCGCAGCGGCCACCGCAGCAGCAGCAGCAGCAGCCUUCGUGGCCGGGCCAGGCGACGGCAGCGGGCGGUCGGCUGCGCAUGCCCUGCUGCCACUGCUGCCGCAGGUGAGCGAGGGCGACGACCUGCCGCAGGACGCCGCGUGUAUCGUGGGCGUGGGGGCAGGGCAGGGAUCUGGCCUGGGGGCGUCCAGUCACAACGUGCAUCUACAGCACCAGCUGCAGCAGCGCCAGGGUCAGGGUCAGGGCCUGCAGCGCUCCGGGUCGACGGCCGACGCGGCUCUGGCCGGCACCACAGCAGGGCGGUGCAGCAGCAUGCCGCACACGAAGGCGCGAGGGGCGCAGGAAGGUGCCGUGGACAGCCCCUGGCGCCGAGCGCAGUCGGCGCGGGUGUAUGCUGGAGGCGCGCCGGACGGUGCUUCGGCACCUGUGCCUGCAGGCGCGGGCGCCGCCGCCUCGCCGGCACCAGGGCGCUCCCAGCCUCCGCAGGGGGCGGUGUCGCCGCUGCUGGGUCCGGUGGGCUUGGUGGAUGGCGGCGGGGUGCGGGCCGGAGACUCGGCCGGGGCGCACAUGUACCCGGGGGUGGCGGGCACUGCGGCUGUAGCAGCAGGCGGCACAGCGCCUGCCGCGGCUGGCGGCUCUCGCCGCACCCCGGCCGGCCUGCAUUGCUGCAGCAGCCUCAACACCGACCCCGGCAUGACCGACUGUGGAGCAGGGGCGGGCGGGCGCGGUGCUGCCCCUGCCCUUGCCCUGACCGUGGGCUCUCUGUCCGGCCCACACGACAUGUCCGGGAGCGGCCUGCACGCGCUGGAGGCCGGGGUGGGGCCGGGUGUGGCGGCGGCCGCCAGUGCCGGCCUGCCGGGAUGUCAGCCAGGGUCGCCUCACAACUACGUAGGCGUCGAAGCUGCAGGCGCACGUGCGGACACAGAGGCAGCGGCACGCAGAGUUGGCGGCACGAGUCAGCAGCCGCGGCCGGCGGCGGGCGCACCGCUGGUCCCCGUGUCCGAGCUGCUGCCCGAGGGCCGCGGCACGGGGGCUGCUGGCGGCGGCUCCCGCUACGGCCACGGACACGGCCGGGAUGACUCGGGGUCGGGGUCGGGGUCGGGCAGCUGCAGUGACGGCGGCAGUGAGGGCAGCGAGGAGGAGGACGAGGGCGAGUACGCGGGCGGGCGCUGGGGCCAGGGCGGGGCCGGCGGCCGCGCAGUGGAGGCCAGUGAUGACGACUGCUUCUCAUUGGCGCUGGAUGGAGUCGGUGCCGGGGGUGGAGGCGGAGGUCCUGGAUGGGCCGAGGGGCAGCUGGGCAACGGGGAGCAGGCGCCAUGCGCUGGCGCCACACGAGAGCGACCGGGGCAGCUGAGCGCCACUGAGGGGCCGGCGGCAGGCAAGACGCGGCCGGCUGGGCGGCAGCGCCGCAGCGUGUCCCCUACUAAGCGCCUGCAGCUGCAGCAGCGGCAGCAGCUGCACCACUCAUCUGCUGUGGCGGCGGCGGUUGCGGCGGCGGCAGCGGCGGCGGCUGGUGACCUAGGGCUGUGUGCUCUGGGCGGGCCGGGCGCCACCAAGGCUGCUGUGGAUGCGGCGUACGGCGGCGGCUAUGACGUGGCAGACCUGGCAGACCUGGAGGACCUGAUGUCCCUGGAGGAGGUGGAGGCGGUGGCGGCAGCGGCCGACCAGGAGCACCAGUCGCCCGGACACCACCACACCCACUCACCUGAACUGGCUCACUGCCCACACGCCGCCGGCGGAGGUGCAGGCGCAGGCAGCAUGCGGCCGCCAGGGCCACGCCCUCCGCGGCUGCAGCUGCGGCAGUCAGGCACUAGCGCCGGUGUGGGUGCGGGACUGGGCACAGGCGGCGGCGGCGGCGGCGGGCCCUGCAGCCUGGCGCCUAGUGCUGCCGCCGCCACCGAGGGCGACUCGCACUGGGCCUACGCACCCACCAGUGUCACCAGCCGCCGCACGCCGGGCGGACCCCUGGCCGCCACGCCCCACACCGCGCAGCCGCAGCUCCAGCACCAGCAGUCGCUGCCCUCACAGCAGCAGCAGCGCCCGCCCGGGGGCGCUGGCGGGCAGGGGUCACGGCAGCCGCUGGGGUACGCGGGUCAGGGGCCAGGGCCGGGCGCGGACAAGCGGCAGUUACUGGCAGCUGGCGACGGCGGCGAGGGCGCAGUCAGGGUGCCGGGCUCUGGUGCCGCCAUGCACUGGCAAGUCGGGGAAGGCGAGGAGGAGGAGGGGGGCCUGCAGGAGGAGAGCUCUGAGGAGCGGCAGUGGCGCUACCACGGCACAGGCGGUGUGCCGCUGCAGGAGGACACGCUGGCCCGCCACACCGCCGCCACCUACUUCGCGCCGCCAGCGCACCCGCUCACCUACGUGCGCCUUCCGGGGCUGCCGGCGUGGGCCGCGCCGGGGCCGGCGCCCCGCCCGUGCCAGGACAUUCAGGGGCAGGGCCCCCAGCAGCCCCAGCCCCUGCCCCCGCAGCAGCCCACGCCCCUCGACCCGGAUCACGGCGAGGCGCACAGCCACAGCCACAGCCGCCACGUGGCCCUGUGCCAGCAGCACUACCACCUGUAUGAGGAGGCGCUGGCGGCGGCGCCCGGUGCAGGGGCAGGGGCACGGGCAGGGGCAGGGGCGGCCGCAGGCGAGGCGUAUCAGCAGCAGGCGUGUCAGCAGCAGGCGCUGCUGCUGGCUGCGGGCGCUGCUGCCGCCAGUGCCGGCCUGACGCCCACGGCCUCGCUGGAGCUGCUGGACCUGUUCCUGAGGGACGCGGCGGCGCUGGCGGCGGCGGCAGCGCAGGCGGACAGGGCGGAGGCAUGGGUGGCUGCAGGGGAGGCGGGUGCAGGGGCCGCAGCUGGGCGGGAGGGCCGUCAGGCGGCGGCCGCUGUGGCGGGGCGCUGCAGCCGCCCGCUGCGGCAGCGCGGCGAGCUCCAGCACCAGCUCCAGCAGCACCAGCAGUACACCAGCCGCCUGCAGCCGCAGCACCACCUUGACCAUCGGAUGGGGGCCGGGGGCUACGAGCACGGAGGGGAGGAGGGCAGUGCCGGCGAGCAUGGCGAGGAGGAGGGGGAGGGGGAGGAAGAGGGCGAGGGGGAGCAGGACGACGACACGGAGGACACGGAGGAGGACUUGGAAGACCACCACCACUAUCACCACCACCACCACCAGCAGCAAGUGAACGGUGGGUACCUGUGGGGCGGCCGCGUCAGCCACAGCCACGCGCAUCAGCGCAAGCUGUCCGCGGGGCAGCUGUUCGCGCGGCAGUACUACGGCAUCGGCCUCAGCAUCAGCGGUGGCGGAGGAGCGGCUGGAGGUUUUGCAGGUGGCAAGGGCGGCGCGGAGCCGCUGCAGCUGGGCCCCACGGGUAUGCAGGCACUGCAGAUGCAGCUGCAGGGCUCCCCGCCGCCGCCGCCCCACCGCAUCAGUGCCGAUUUGGCCCAGCCGCCGCCCCCACCGCACUCCCACAUGUAUCUGGGUCGCGGCGGCAUAAACCUCAACCUCAACUACCACACCGCAGCCGCCACCACCAGCGCCAAAGGCCCGCACGCCGGGCCAGCACAGCACCAGUACACACAGGCGCUGCAGCCACAGGACUUGCAUCACGGCCACGAGCCGCUGCCCCUGCUGCAGCCGCGCCGCUCUGGCGCCACCGCUGCCAGCGCCGAGCCCUGGCUGGGCGGCCACCCGCACCACCACUACCAGCCCCACCACUACGCCAGCCCCCAGCAGACCCAGGGCGCCGAGGGCUGGCAACCCGGCCUGCCCUCCUCCACAGCCGUGCUGCCGCCGCCGCCGCGGCACUCGCUGGACAGCGCCCGACCGCUGGCCGCCAGCCUUCAGCAGCGGCAGCAGCAGCAGUAUGCACUUCAUGCGCACCAGCAGGCCCAGGCUCAGGGUCAGGUGGGAGGCACGCACCCGCAGCACCUGCAGCAACAGCGCCACGACGUCUACCCGGAAGCCUCGCCGCACCACCCGGCGCACCACCACCACCCACAACAACAAGAGCAGCACCGUCACCAGCUGCAUCACGCCCAGCCAACACCGCCACCGGCUCGUCAGCAGCCACAGCCACAGGUGUUGGGCGUGCCGGCUCAUGCCUCCGGCACGGCCUCGGCUGGUCCCCCGCCGCCGCCUCCCCCGCUGCCUGUGUCGGCCUUUGUGGCGGUGCAGCCGGGGCUGGACUGGGACUGGGAGGACCUGGAGACCUUUGGCCUGGAAGACACCUCGCCGCCACAGCCAGGGGCGGCAGCAGCAGCAGGCGGUGCGGCAGGCCCGGCAGGGGCAGCUGCGGGAGGAGGAGGGGGGGCAGCAGCGGUCACGCCCGGCCGCCCGCAGGGUCCGACCCUGGUUCAGCCGUUUGCCGGCGCGGGCUGCAGCGGCGGCCUGCCCUACCGCUCCCUGUCGCACAGCCUGCUGUGGCCCACCGGCGCCUCGGGGCCCUCGCCCUCGCCCGGGGGCAGUUUGCAGCUGCCCGCCCACCCGCACCCACACCACCUGCCGCAGCCCGGUGGCCGGAUGGCGUCCGCAUCCAUGUCUGCAGCAAGGACGCCGGGUGGGUUCUGGGCUUCAGCAGGAGCCUCGGCGGCGACAGGAGGGGCUGGCGGCGGGGCUGCUGCUCAGGCCGCGGCCACAGCCACUGCGACCGCCACUGCGCAAGGGCGGGAGGUGGGCGCGGCCGGCGCGGCCAGUGCUUCGGCUGCGGCACCACAGGCGGCGUCCGGGCUGACCUCGUCUGGGGCUGGGGCUGGAUCUGGGGCUGCUGGAGCCUGUGAGGGCACUGGCGGUGGCGGCCACGCGGCGGCACAAGCGUCUCCUGGCGUUGAUGCAGCAGCGGGCGGCGGAGGGGACGGUGGGUCGCCGGAGUUGCCGCACGCGCCCUCGGGCUCAACCAUGGUCACCCGACUGACAUUCCCCUCGGAGGCGGCGGAGCACUGGCACUGACACAGAGUCUGCACACGCUUUAGCAUGAACGCAUGCCGCCAGAGGCUCAGCGGGGCGGAUUCGAUCCGGUGCGGCGUGCUGUGCUGUACGUGCAAGGACAACAGCGGCCGAGUUUAACCCAAGACGACCAUACGGUAUCGGGGAGAGCAAUGAGAACAGCGAGCAAGCGAGGGGUGGGAACGCGGCGGGUGCAGCCAGCUUGCAGAGAGAGGCGAGAGUCAGGGUAGAGUCUCAAUCAGCACCGGACCGGGCUGGGCCAGAUGUGGUGAUGGGCCGCCGCCGCCGGACGGACGGACCUGACGGAUUGCGGGGUGGGCUGAGCAUCUCGCUCAGCGGUGUUGGUGGGUGGUUGUCGCCCACGUAUUGUGGACCAGCCAGUUGGGCGUCUUCGGAACGUGUUUACAUCAGGUGCAUAGGCAGCGCGGGGAGGCUCUUCCAGGCCAUGGAAGCAGAACUCCAACAAGACAGCCGACGUACCGUGGAGGCAUGGGGAGUAGCAGUUCCAUGCAGCUUAUGGUUAUGAAGGGUUGACGAAUGCGGACCGCUCUGUCGUGUUGAGUUUCACAUCUGGUUUGCAGCGUCAGGGCGUGAAGCGUCCUAAAGUAUUUAUCUAAUGCGUGAGCGGAAUGUGGGGGAGGCCUUGGGGGAAGCUGAAUGUGGCACCUUACUCAUGUGGGGGUACAGGCAGGGGGCGUGGCAGCCCUUGCGUGCGGGGUGCGGGGCUCAUUAUGGGCACUUUGGGAGCGGGGGAGCGGAUGCGGCCGGACCCAUGCGGCUCGUUUAGGUGCUGCGGGGAGUAGAGAGGGCUGGCGAUAGAACUGGGUGGGAGACGGCGGAACAUGAACUGCAGCGGGGUUUAUAGACUUUAUACUGACUGAAGCGGCACCGACUGCUUUUAUCACCAGCUUAACACCUGUGGGCGUGACCUGUGGGGGAGCGAGAGACACACGUAACCGGACGGACAUGGACGUGACACGGACACACAGGGGGCUCGCUGACGCGUAUGGGCUGGCGCUGUGGUGGCUUUGACACAGGUGCAUCGGACGUGCAUGGGACAUGAGCUGCGGUAUUCAGCGCUGCGUGCAGUCGAACAUUCAGUUGUAGGGGGCGCUGUGGCCGGCAUGUAAAUCCAGUGCCAUGUGGGGUAAGUAGGCCCCCUGUGACCCCAUGUGGUGAGUGUCGGCAAGACCGGCACCGCCGCCGGUCCGCCGCAGCGCGUUGCGGUGUUACCCCAACCGCCCUUCCCUCCAUGUAAAGCCAUUGUAAAGCU